UACUCCUGAAUAAGAAGGCGGGUCCAGCAGCUUGCGCCAAUCAGGGACGCUGUUACUUCCUUGCUGGAAAUGUCGAAUGAGGAACAAGAAUGUUCGGCGGUUUCCGCCCCUGGCUCCAUUUUUGAAUCCGGUGUAGAUUUUGUGAGGUGUGUGACAGCUGGUUUCCGUCGGUGUCACCUAUUCUGACGGCAGGCCCCUCCGAGAGGACCUCUGCACGCGUCCGGAGCAGGACAUGGAGUCCGUGACUUUUGAGAAUAUGGAUGUGAACUUCACAUCAGACAAAUGGACUUUAUUGGAUUCUAGUCAAAGGAAGCUCUACAGAGAUGUGAUGAAGGAAAACUAUGAACCUGAUCUCCAUAGGAUCCAGUAAAAUUUGAGGAUGUGGCAGUGAACUUCACCUCAGAAGAGUGGGCUGUGUUGGAUUCUAGUCAAAAGAAGCUCUACAGAGAUGUGAUGAAGGAAACAUUUUUGAACCUGAUCUCCAUAGAAAAAGCACUAGAGGAAAAUAUUGAAGAGGACUAUAAAGAUCACAACAGGAAUAUGGGAAUUCAGGGGAUUGAGAAAGACCAUGGAUAUGAAUGUUAUACUGAGUGUGAUAAAAACCAGCAAUCUAUUCUAGAGAGUAUGAUCAAUAAAGACAUGCCACCCAGAGUAAAAGCUCAUGAGACUUCAUUUUAUGUAAGAAACAUUAUUGGUCAUUUAUCCUUACAUGGGUAUCUCAAAGAAAAUACUAGAGGAAAACCACCACUGUUUAAGGGAGCUGUGGCAAAAGCUUUUACACAUCAGAAACAUUGGAAAGAUAGCAGUUAUUCUGAAUCACUUCAAGUACUUGAAGCUUCUCCUGAAGAGAAACCCAGUAAAAUUCAACAGUGUAAUGAAGCCUGUAGGAGUCUCUGUUUUGAUCAGCCUCAGGAGAGAAGUCAUACUGAAAAUAAACCCAAUGAGAAUGUCUUAAUGAGAUGCACAUAUGACCAGAAUGAUGAAGGAACCCAUAAAGAAGUGAAACAAUUCAUAUGCAAUCUCAGUGAAGAAUCCUUCCUUGAUUCCAGCGAUCUUACCAACCACGAAAAAAGUCAUAUUGAAAAGAAAUGGUACAUUUGUAGGGAAUGUGGCAAAACAUUUAAAUAUGCAGCAUGUUUUGAGAAACAUAAAGUAACUCACAUAGGAGAGAAGCCAUAUGCUUCCAUACAUUAUGGAAACUCCUUCACCCAGUUCAAUCAUCAUAACAGUCAUGAAAGCAGUUACACUGGUCAAAAACCUUAUGCUUGCAAGCACUGUGGAAAAAAUUUCACCAGUUCUUCUUAUCGAAACAUUCAUGAAAGAAUUCACACUGGAGAGAAAUCUUAUCCAUGUAAGCAUUGUGGAAAAGCAUUCAACCACCCCAGUAGUCGUAACAGACAUGAGAGAAGCCACACUGCAGAGAAACCUUAUGCCUGCAAUCAUUGUGGAAAAAUGUUUACCAGUUCUUCUUAUCGAAACAUUCAUGAAAGAAUGCACACUGUAGAGAAACCUUAUGCAUGUAAGCAUUGUGGGAAAGCAUACACCAAUUCCAAUGCUUGUAGCAUUCAUGAAAGAAUGCACAUGGCAGAGAGGCAUUAUAUAUGCAAGUAUUGUGGGAAAACCUUUUCCUGUCCCAGUCUUCUGAAUACACAUGAGAUAAUUCACACUGGAAAAAAGCCUUAUGUAUGUAAGUAUUGUGGAAAAGCCUUCAACCACCCCAGUAGUCGAAACAGACAUGAAAGGAGCCACACUGCAGAGAAAAUUUAUGCCUGCAAGCAUUGUGGGAAAAAGUUCACCAGUUCUACUUAUCAAAACAUUCAUGAAAGAAUUCACACUGGAGAGAAACCUUACGCAUGUAAGCAUUGUGGAAAAACAUUCACCAAUUCCAAUACUUGUAGUAUUCAUGAAAGAAUGCACACGGCAGAGAGACAUUAUACAUGCAAGUAUUGUGGAAAAGCCUUUUCCUGUCCCAGUCUUCUGAAUACCCAUGAGAUAAUUCAUACUGGAGAAAAGCCUUAUGUAUGUAAGCAUUGUGGAACAGCCUUCAACAAUCCCAGUAGUCGUAGCAGGCAUGAAAGGAGCCACACUGCAGAGAAACCUUAUGCCUGCAAGCAUUGUGGGAAAAAGUUCACCAGUUCUACUUAUCGAAACAUUCAUGAAAGAAUUCACACUGGAGAGAAACCUUAUGCAUGUAAGCAUUGUGAAAAAGCCUUCACCAAUUCCAAUGCUUGUAGAAUUCAUGAAAGAAUGCACAGGGUUGAGAGUCAAUAUACAUGCACGCAUUGUGGAAAAGCCUUUUCUUGUCUCAGUCUUCUUAAUAUUCAUGAAAUAAUUCACUCUGGAAAAAAGCCUUAUGCAUGUAAGCAUUGUGGAAAAGCCUUCAACCACCCCAGUAGUCGUAGCAGACAUGAAAGGAGCCACACUGCAGAGAAACCUUAUGCAUGAGCAUUGUGGAAAAACCUCAACAAGCCAGUAGGUGUAACAGACAUGAAAGGAACCACACUACAGAGAAGCAUUGGACUUAUAUAUGCAUGCAUUGUGGGAAAACCUUUUUCUGGCGUAGUCAUCUGAACAUCCAUGAAAUAAUUCAUACUAGAGAGAAAGCCUUAUGUAAGUAAGCAUUGUGGAAAUUCGUUCAACAACGCCAGUAGUUAGUUAUAACAGACAUGGCAAGAGUCACACUGCAUAGAAACCUUGUUCGUAUAGGUAUUGCAGAAAAAGCCUUCACCAAUUUCACUUCCUGUAAGACUCAUGAAAAGAGUUCACAUUAAAGAGAAGUCUCAUAUAUUUAAGCAUUGUGGAAAAGCAUUUAUCCACUCCAUUCAGCUGAACAUGCAUGAAAGGGUUCAAAUUGGAGAGAAGGCUUUUGCAUGUAUACAUUACAGGAAAACUUUGAACACUUCAACUUCUCCUGAUUUGCAUGAAAAAAAAACAAACUUGAGGAAAAACCUUGUGUGUGUAAAAGAUGUGGAAACUGUUCAUUCUAUUGACCUUAACAGGCAUAAAAUAUUUCACUUGAAAUGAAAGCUUUAUGCACAUAAGAAUUGUGGAAAAGCCUUCAGCUGCUCUUGUGAUCAUAACAGACAUGAACCUCUUCACACUAGUCAGUAGCCUAAUGCGUGUAACCAUUGUCAGAAAUCCUUUACUAGAUUCAUUUGGUACAAGAGUAAAAACAUUCACACUGGAUAGAAACCUUUUGUAUGUGCACAUGGUAUAUGAACUAUUUCUUUGUUCUUGUGAUUUUUAACAAGCAUAAGGAUCUCACACAGUGUCUGUAAUGUGGGAAAGUCUUCAGCACAUCCAGCUUCUGUAACCCGCAUGCACAGGUUUACAGUGGAAAGAAUUCUAAAGCAUAUAUCCAUUUAAGUAUUGUCCAAAGCCUUCAGAGUUCCUGCUGCCAUUCUAAAGAAGUCACUCUGGAGACAGACUUUACAUGUAUAACCAUGUGGAAAAUCUUUUAACAUCCACAGUUCCUACUAUACUCAAUAAAUUGUUCACUUUGUGAGAACUUUUAUGUUUAGAAUAAAUGUGGGAAAAUAGUCAAAGGGUUUAGAAUGAAUAAAACUUAAAAGUGUCCUCUUUGGUAGCGUGUUCCGGAUAUUCUGUGUUUUACAUGAGCUAGUCAUGAUUCUUCCCAGUAAAUGUGAUUAUGUGCAUUGCCUCCCUGGAUGUUACAUGGUGGAAAUAAUAUAUCAUAUUCUGAAGCUGUCUUCUAACAAUCACAUGUACACUUAAUAUUGAACACACACAUACAUAUCUGUGCACACACAAACACAGAGAGACACACAAAUGAGUAAAAAAUAGCAUAUUCAUAGAGGUGGAGAAAGAAUUAACAAAUAAAUUCCAAUGUAGAACAAAAGAGAUUAUGACAGAUACUCACCAAGAGCCCAUAGCUCUUAAUCAUCCUCAUACAUAUCUACCAAUGAGAACAAAGUUUCAAAAAACCUACUGGGCCAUUUUUCAAGUGAACUUCUACUGCGGUUGUUUUCAAACCUACUACACUAGCAAUAAUUAAAAAAAAUGACAGAAAUUAUUGCACUUACUAUAAUUGGUUUUCAUUUAUAUGUACUAAAUAUUAGGAGUUAAAUUACAAAUAUACACAUUCCAUAAUCUCUUUCGUGCACGUGUCCUCCAAAAUACCCAUUUACUUUCAACCCACAUUUGUAAUUUUGCACAUCAAGCACAUGACUUAUGAUUCUUUUCUUGCCCCGGGAGUCAUGUACAUACACAUGCCAAACACACAUGCACAUACAUGAAAACACACAACUCUUAUACUCACACUACGUAAAAAUGAGUAGUUUAAAAACUUUUCAUAUGUGUUUUCUCUUUGGAGGUCUUCACAAAUCUAUAUAGAGAGGAGUGAUUUAUUCUUCUAAUAUUCAUUCUAGUGUUUGAAAAUACAUAUUUUUCUUGACCGGUUGUUAUUAUGGUUUACUGGUUUUACUGCUGGUAAUAAUUGAGUGGUUUUUUUUUUCUACCACUUAGUAAAGUAAGAGCUUUUACUUUGGAGCUACUUAUUAAAAAGAAAAUUUUUAGCUAAGUUACAACUUGAUCUCUCAAUGUACUGUUUACAAACCAUAUGUUUCCUUUCGAAAAAGCUUUGUGAUGGACAACAAUGAAUAUUGGCAAUAACCUGCAGUUUGAGAGAGACCUUAGUUGCGCCUGGGCCGGGAAAUAGAAGGAAAGUGUCCCAUCCUUGGCACUAAUUUCUCAUUAGUAACCAAUGGCACUUGGGGCAGAAGUAAUCAUCAAUGGAGAAAUAUCCAUUGAGUCAUCUAUAUUUUUAACUAUGGUUUCAAACUAGCUUUCUCUGUGACGUGGAUGGUGUGAUUUUUUUUUACCACAUACACAUACACCCUAUUCUUCAAAUCUUAAAACUACCGUCUUUGCUUAUACCUUUUAACCCACUGUUAUACUCUCUCCCAAUAUUUUUGUGAUGUGUUCUAACAAACUUUUCUUCCAUCUAAUUGUCCCUAUUUUUAUUGUCUUUCCUAUACACAUGGUUAAAUAAACAUGGAAAUGUGGUAGCUAGGAUCUACAUACAAGAAAAAAAUCUUAGCAUUUUUCUUUCUGUGUCAGGUUUACUCACCCAUGAUAUUUUCCAAAUCCCAUCUAACUGCCCUCAAAUUCGAUAGCUUAAAAGUUUAUAACCAUGUACCAAUUUUUCACUAUAUAUAUUUACCACAUUUUCAGUAUCUACACAUAGUAUUUCUCACACCUUUGUUCUGAAAAACAGUGAGGAUAGCAUUACUACACAUUCAAAUUUCACUAAGUACUGUUGAAAACUGGAAGAUGUGCCUUUGUUAUUGUCCUAUUAGGAUGCAUUAGAAAAAGCACAAUGUGUUUGAGAUUUAUCUGGGACAAACUAGUACUCCUUAUUUGUGGGGGAGUGGGGCAACAAAAUGCUGAUGAUGUUUCUAUAAAAAUAUAUUUACAAAUCAAAAGAAAUUCAGCUCUGGGUAGUACACAAUCACAUAAUGUUCUAUAAUCCAUUACUUUUGGGGCAUGCUCUACGAAGAAAUUAAAAAUUUCACAAGACGAGAGAAGGGAAACUAAUUAGCACUGUGACUUCUGUGCCUCAGGAAGUUUGUCAUUAUGUGUGCUGGUAUCAGAAAACAUUUCUCUCACUAGACUGACAAAGUUUCAACUUUGCAUCCAGUAUAGACACUGGGAUAUUACACACAUAGAUAGUCAUCUGUGUGUGCUUUGAGCAAACAGAUGAUUUUAAGCAAAAUAGAUUUUCAAACCACCCAAUGUCCUAAUGAUUUCCAUGCAUAUUUGACCACCAGACACCAACUGCAAGGGCUGUGUGUUGCCUAACUGAUGAUGAGUCUCACCAUGGUGGCUUGUUGGAAGUGCACAUGUAUAUGUAGCUAGUCUGGGAACUUAAUCAACCCUCUAUGCCAUGUCUUUUGACUAUUCUGAUUUAUUACCUUAUUCCACCUCUUGAAAAUUAAUCUCUAGCUAGAUUUUGUCUUGCUCAAUUUCCAUUUGUUUUGAUGGGUAGGUCGGUAAAUAUCUUCAAUACCAAUAGUAAGUUAAAUUUUGAAGAUUUUUGUUAUUGAUUUGCUAUUUAGCUAAGGCUUGCCUUGAAGAUGCCUCUUGCUUCAGCCUCCCAAGUUCUAAAAUGGAAGAAAUGUCUAUUCACAGUCAUGUGGAAAUGAUAAUUUUCACUUUGUCUAAGAAUUUCAUGUAUGAAGAUAUUACAGAACAAUGAACUUACUAAGAACAUAAAUGUGGAGAUGUGUCAGCAGUAUAGAUAGAGCUCUUGUGUUCUUGAGGAUGAACAGAGUUCUUUUCCCAGCAGCCAUGUUGAGUGCCACACACACACACACACACACACACACACACAGUUAUAAAUAUUUUAAAAGAAUGCAGUCUAAUUCCUAUGGUUUCUCUAUGUUAAAAAGUCCCAUUGCUUUACUUCUACUGAUAUCCUUUGUGUUGCAUAAUCCCAGGCAGAGAGGCAAACGAUCAUGUGUGAGGGGAAAUGAACAAGAGACUCUAACUCCUUCAGUGAGCCCACUGUAGGGAUAAUUCAUGCCUUUCGUUUCAUACUGUGAGGUAGAGGGAAGGAGAGAGAGCGGGAGAUGACGAGAAAGAGUGUCAAUGUAAGUUUAGGUGUAUGUGUCCCAUAGCGUAUAUAUGGCGGUCACAGGACAACAGAGCAGACCUGUACUGUAGACUAGUCUGUGAUAAUGACACUGUGGUGCAAAUGAGUACUGAAUUUGUUAACAAUGUUGUCUCUGUGGUUUCAAAAGUAAUUUGUUGCAAACUCAGUUUGUAUUGGAAAAUUAGAUGAACUUCAGAAAAUGAAUGUUUGGUGUCAUAGUGUACUAAUGAAUUUUGUUGCAAUUUUAUUCCAAGUUCCCUUGGAAGAGUGAACUUCAGUUUAGAUAUUGUAUUGGUCAGUACAGCCUGUGGCCAUCCAUGUCUGUGAGGGAUUCUUUUGAUUGGUGGCUGGGGGACUAGUACUAUUUGGCACCACUAUCACAUGGCAGGUGGUCCUGCGCUAUAUAAGAAAGUUAGCUGUUCAUGAUUCAGUCUACAGUGGAGCCACUAAUCAAGUUCUUCCAUGGUUUCUGCUCAUCUUCCUGCCGUGGAUUUUCUCAGUGUUGGACUGUGACAUGGAUGUGUAAUCCAAAUUAACCUUUCUUCACUAUGUUGCUUUUGGUCAUGGCAUUUAUCACAGAAAGUAAAAGCAAAAUAAAACACAAUAAUUUCAGAAAACUCUGUGAUGGGUCCUAAUCUUCAAAGAUAUUGUGGAAAGAUUUUAAAGUGAUUAAAUCCCAACUGUUUGAUGCUGUUAUAAUCCAAAAUAUUAGCUUUUGAGAAGGUAGAUUUGUACAGCCUUGUUUCAUUUUCCUUUCCUCUAGCAUCUUGAGGAGAGGAUGAUGUAGAUUUAGUUACCUUCUUUCUUUGCUGCAGUAUAAUCAGUGAAUAAAGCUCAUAUCUCCUCUCCCAUAGUCUUAGUUCCCUCCAGUUAUUUAUUGUCUCAUAUUUUCUCUAGUCUUGUUGAUAUAAUCUUAAAAUUUUCAGUCUUUUUUAUUGAAGGAAGGGAUUACAUGAUUGUAAUACCAAGCAAGGAGACUAGGAAAACACGCAGAUUAAUUGCUCUGUUGGGGCCCUGGAGGUCAGCAAUUGCUUACUCUGGUAUAAACCAUGACCAAGAUAUGCUCAUGUGAUUGAGGAAAUCUGUAAGCAUCAUAGAAGUAAGGUCUAAAAGGAUGUCCUUUAGGGCUUUUAUCGGACAUGGCUUCACACUCUUAAAUAAAUAUUGACUUGUAAUCUUUAUCAAACAUCUACUGGCUCGAGAUACAAAUGUGUAAAAGGAAAUACACAUCACAGCUAAAAAGUAAUUAUUCUGACUGCACUAAAUUUUAUAGUAUUUUUAAAUCAUUUAAUGAUGAAGCUCCCAUACAAUAAAUGUAGAAAGGAAUACUAGACCGCCAGUGCUGGUUCUUUUGUUUUAGAGACAUUUUGCAAAACAUAACCAUGGGAUUAUAAAGGAAAUUUAGCUCACCUCUGUCUCAAAUACACAGUGGCAAAAAAGUUUACAUUUUCCCACAACAUUUUAGAUUAAAAAAUUAAUAGCCUAUCCUCUUGAGCAAACUACAUAUUCUUCUGGGGAAAAAGUUAAGGUCAAACCCAGGUAACACAGGUCCCAACUGUCAGUCUUGGAAACCCUGGUCCUGGGUGACUAAUGUGAAUAUGUAUUUGAACAGAAAUCAUUUUAUCCAAUUAUCAGUAAAUAUUUAGGCCUUCAUUGUAGGCAAAUUAACUGGAAUUGAGCAGUGGAAUAUCUACAGUAUAUGGAGUGCAUUCAAAUACUCAGCCUCAGCGACACAUAAGUUUACCUGCUAUUAAAUAAAGAGAAUUUAAUUCUCUGCCACAGCAACUGGUAAAAUAUCUAAAUGAAAUAUUUAGGGCUCUAUUCAAUGUUUGAUAACAUGUUAUAUUGCCAUUUAUUUAUUUAAAACUCUUCAUUUUGACUAUGAAAAAAUAACUUUCAAUGAUGUAGAAGAGCUAACAUUCGUACAGAGAUGUUAAUAAUAAUCUAUUUACAGAAAAUAUUAACUUGAUUUCCUUUGUGGUGAUUCUCAUGCAUAACAAAAAUAAUAAGUCUUAAUUUUGUUUUAUGGCAUUUUGGAUGCCUCUGGAUAAUAUUCGUUGUAAAUCAUUUUUGGACAAAUUGCUAUGGAUACCUUUUCAAAAAUAUGUUUCUAAAAUUUUUAAUGUUAUUUUUUAUGUGUAUGGGUGUGUGUCUGCAUGUCUGUGCACCAUUGCGAACUUGGUAUUGUGUGUGUGUGUGUGUGUGUGUAAUUUCAUUUCCAUGGUGAGAAUGAGAAUGAAAAAACAUCCAAAACCAAAAAAGAGUCACAGUCAAAAUCCAAGUAUUAUUAUUCCAUACAAGUAAUAUUGGCUAUGCUAAGUAUUAAAAUCAUAAUAAUUAAUAUCUCAUUUCAUUUUUCUAAGAUUAAGAAGCAUCUUAUCUAAGAUAAAUUUAACUUACAACAUUAAAAAGGACUGAUGGCCUGUCUAUUAUGCUCUCCUCUUUAUUUCUUUACAUUUUUAAACAUAAACUAUCUUUUCCAUUUAACACACCAAUCCCAGUUCCCACUACUUCCCCUUCUCUCAUUCCCUCCACCUACCUCACCACCUCACUCCCCAUCCACUUCUCAGAGAGGGUAAAGCACAUUGCUUUGGAGAAGGUCCAGGGCCCUCCAUUCCAAAAAAGCUAGUAGAAGCAGUAGGGAUAAAUCCUGUUGCCACUGCCAGUGUCCCCACAGUCUGUCCCAGCCAUACAUCUGUUACCUACAUUCAGAGGUAUAGUUUGGACCUAUGCUGGCUCCUUCUUUGCCUGACUGGUGUUGGUGAGCUCCCAUUAGCUUAGGUAAACUGUUUUAGUGGGUGUCCCCAUUACAGUCUUGACCUCUUUGCUCAUAUUCUCACUCCUCCCACUCUUCGACUGGACUUUGUUUCCUCAGUCUAGUGAUCUGAUACAGGUCUCUGCCUUUGUUUCCAUCAGUUGCUGGAUGAAGGUUCUAUGGUGAUAUUUAAGAUAAUCAUCAAUCUGACUACAGGGCAAGGCCAGUUAGGGCACCCUCUUCUCUGUUGCUUAGGGUUUUAGCUGGGGUCAUCCUUGUGAAUUCCUGGGGAUUUCUGUAGAGCCUGGUUUCUUGCUAGCCCCCAAAUGGCUCCCUCAAUCAAAAUAUAUCUUACCUUCCUCUCAUCUCUGCUUUUCCUCCAGUUCAACUAUCAUAUUCCCUCAAGUUCUCCCUCCUCCCUUUCUCCCUUCCUCUCCCCCUUCUGCCCUCCCUACUCCCCCCACCCACAUGCGCCCAGUUUUUUAGGCAAUCUUGUCUAUUUUGACUUGCUAGGUGGAUCUAUGUAAUGUUUUUCUUAGGGUCCAUCUUCUUACUUAGCUUUUCUAGGAUCAUAAACUAUAGACUCAAUAUCCUUUGCUUUAGAGUUAGUAUCCAUUUAGGAGUAUCCAUACUAUAUUUAUCUUUCUGGGUGUGUGUUACCUCACUCAAAAUAAUUGUUUCUAGUCCCGUCCAUUUGCAUGCAGAUUUCAAGAUUUCAUUGUUUUUUACCUUUGAGUAGUACUCCAUUGUGUAAAUGUACCACAUUUUCGUUAUUCAGUAUUCAGUUGAGGGGCAUCUAGAUUGUUUCCAGGUUCUGGUUAUUACAAAUAAUACUGCUAUGAACAUAGUUGAAAAUGUCCUUGUAAUGUGAUUGAGCAUCUUUUGGGUAUAUGCCCAAGAGUGGUAUUGUUGGGUCCUGAGGUAGUUAGAUUAUCAAUUUUGAUCAAUCUGUUUUUAUGCCAAUACAAACUGUUUUUAUUACUGUAGCUGUAUAAUGAAUCUCAAUAUCAGGGAUGGUGAUACCUCUGGAAGUUUUUUUAUUGUACAGGAUUGUUUUGGCUCCCCUGGGUUUUUUGUUUUUCCAUAUGAAGUUGAUUAUCUUUGUUUCAGGAUCUGUGCAGAAUUGUGUUCGGAUUUUGAAGGGAUUGCUUUUGGUAGGGUUGCCAUUUUUAUUACGUUGUUCCUUCCUAUUCAAAAUCAUGCUCUCUUCUUAGAAGACUGACUUUCCCAAACUUUGAUUAUUUAAUUUCCCAAAUUAAAAUAAAUUUUAGAAAGUGGCUUAAAUGCUAAGCUGGUGAUGUCUGUUCAGUCUAAAAGGCUUACCAAUAAUCAGGUGAGGCUCUAUGUUUUGGACAUUGAAGUUUUCUAUUUAGAUCACAAUCAUAUCUUUAAAAGAAUAAGCUUUAGAUUAAAGAUUGCUAAUUCUGGUAAAAUGUGGUUUUUGUUUGUUUGUUUGUUGUUUGUUUUUAGUUUGUCAAGAGAGAGUUUCUGUAUAAGUACCCUGGCUGUCCUGGAACAUGCUUUGUAGUUCAGGGUAGCUUUGAACUCACAGUGAUCUAUCGACCUUUCCUUCUGAGUCCUGGAAUUGAAGGUAUGUGCCUCCACCACCAUGGAACUCUAAAGUAUGCUUUAAUCAACAGAUUAAUUUAAAACUGAGAAACGAUGCAAUUCCUUAGCUUUAAAAUUAUCUUCAUUAAAUAUUUAUAUAAAGGUACUCUUUAUAUUUACUUUGUUUUAUAAAACUAAUAUGGUACUAUUUGGUUCAUAAGUAGGUGGUCACAUUAGGCUGGACAGUGGUGGCACAGCAAUUAGGAGGCCAAACCAUGUGGAUUUCUGUGAGAGCAAGGCCAGCCUUGUCAACAGAGCAAGUUCCUGGAAAGCCAGGACUACACAGAGAAGCACUGUAUAAAAAGAAAAAAGAAAAGAAAAAACAAAAAUAAUAACACAGAGAGACACAAACACAAAAGAGUUCCUAUUAAUUAUAACUUGCAGGUUGACCGAAAUUUCUUUUAGUUCAUAGUGUAUUUUUUUUGCGGGGGUGGGGGGUUCAAGACAGUUUCUCUGUAGCUUUGUAACCUGUCCUGGCACUUGAUUUGUAGACCAGGCUGGUCUCAAACUCACAGAAUCCACCAGCCUCUGCCUUUUGGGUGCUGGGAUUAAAGGCGUGUGCCACCACUGCCUGACUCAUAGUGUAUUUUAACAUUUUUAAAAGUUAGGUAAAACAUUAGUCAAUAUGUUUUUUGGUUAUAGUUUUCAUUAAAUGGGAGAGAUUUCUAAUUUACAAAUCGAGUCCUAAGUCAAGUUUAUUUAAAAAUCUGUCACUGUCAAGUUUAAACCAAGAGUUAUACAAAGGACAAAAAAAUAUUUUCUUUAGAAACUGUUAGAUGUGAACAGUACCUUGGAGGUCCUGUGGAUUUGGGUUUUGUUUCAACAGUGUUAGGACAGAAAAGAUCCAGGAGCUCCCUCUUUGUUAGCUUGCAGUCACCUUACAGUCCCUCUAGCGGCAUCCUCUGGGACUAUAGCCUCACUGCCUUCAGCUCCUAGGACCAGCCAGCAACAUCUCUUUGCAGUUAGAUCCACACUGAUGAUCAGCAAUGACCUUGUGGAUUCCUCAGAAUUAUUCCACUGAAAUGGAAGCUGCCAUGGACCCCCCUGGUGGUCUUGCACUGCCAGGCCUCCUACACCUACCUGUGUCUGGACUACUAUUUUGAUUGGCUUGAUGUGGCUCUGGAAGGUAUAGGCCCCUUUUCUACAAAUUGGCCAAGGGUAAGUUCGAGGGUGCCAAGGAUCUCUUCAAAUUACAAAACAAUAGCUGUGGCCACACUCUCUUCUAGGAUGUGCAGAAGCCCUCUUAAAGUGAGUGAGGUAAAACCCAAGAAGCCAUGGAACCAGUCUUGGCCCAGGAGAAGAUCCUCUAGUAACCCCUAUUGUAUCUUCAUUCCCUGGCUUCUGCCUGCAAAGACUCAGUUCUGUGACAUCUUGAAAAACCACCUCCUGCAUGAGGAGGUGAAGCCCAUCAAGAAGAUUGGCAGCAUCCUGACCUACUUCCCUAAAGUGACAGAGCCAGACCCAAGCAGACUGGCCAUCUCUGGGUGACUACGUCCUUAGGUGUUUCACACUCAUGCAUGAUUUGGAUUUGGAGUUCUCCUUGCCAUCCAAGAGGCUGUGGCUUUGUCUUUGUACCAGUCAGCCGGAGGACCUCCACCUGAACCUUUCAAGACAUUAGGCAGCUUAAUAACUGCCAUGGUGUCCCUCAAGCCUUGGACUAAGUAAAAAUAAAGCUUUGUAGAACAACAAUAA
Messenger RNA from Alexandromys fortis (reed vole), 12668 nucleotides. RefSeq names its product zinc finger protein 709-like. Gene Ontology annotation, biological process: negative regulation of transcription by RNA polymerase II. The transcript is spliced from 5 exons. The coding region runs from base 454 to 2445 and encodes 663 amino acids. Lineage: Eukaryota; Metazoa; Chordata; Mammalia; Rodentia; Cricetidae. The record is from RefSeq and is a predicted model, not a curated record. Gene Ontology annotation, molecular function: RNA polymerase II cis-regulatory region sequence-specific DNA binding; DNA-binding transcription repressor activity, RNA polymerase II-specific.